AUGAGACUCUCGAAAAGGAAUGAACUUCACAAGUUGUUCGGUAUUCAACGAAGAUUGAAAAAGACCUUUAACCUGCUGGUUGCUGCUCAUGGAUGCAAUUUCGCUCCAUCGAAGCGCCUUAGGAUCGCGAUUGACCGGCACCAUACCGCGGUUUCCUCCAAGGCCGCGGUCAUUUCCCCACCUGCCUCCAUCGUCUUGCAGACGGUGGUGAACGCUUCCGCGAAGGCCCUCGUCAACGAGUACUGGUGGCAUUACGGGCGAAUCUCGACGUGGAACUCGCAGAUGUCUCGCUUGGAAAUCGUCGAAACCGUCAUGAUCGCCCGUGAGACCGCAGCAGAUCAAGCAUCGCAGCACAUCUCGAGAAGAGACUUCGUGAGCGUGUGUUCUCGGCAUGAGGUGCUGGACACGGAUCGGAUGGUGGAGGAUUAUUACAUGUGCUACAUCUCGACGGAGUUCCCAGGCGCACCGCCCGAAGGGGAAUACGUGAGAGGCGCAUACCAUCCGAGUGGAUUCCGGUUUUCUCCGAAUGGAGACAGCUCCACGAAAUUCCAGUUCGUGCUGAACGUCGACUUGAAAAUCCACGCCCUGCUGAAGCCUUUCAUCCGAGUUUUCAUGAUCCCGAGCAUGGUUGAAUAUGCCAAUUGUCUCAGAAAUUAUGCGCCAAUGUUGAAGAAAACCUGA
This is a messenger RNA of Darwinula stevensoni, 681 nucleotides long. NCBI's taxonomy places the organism in Eukaryota, Metazoa, Arthropoda, Ostracoda, Podocopida, Darwinulidae. The record is from the annotation of a GenBank genome assembly.